UUUUUUUUUUCAAAGGAGUUCCGUUUUCUUUUUUUUGAUCAUCUGUUGUUUCUGCCGUUCAGCUGCAUCAUUUCGGGUUGAAGUGCAGUGGUGCAGUCGGUGACAGCCCUGGUAUUACCUUGGCGCCUGUCACCAAAGAACAAUGAAAGAUCAUUGAACAUUGCCAAGGCUGGGGUUUAUAUAUAUAUGGAGUUGGUAACAGACCUUCAUUGUUGUGCAUCAAAGCAACUCUUCCUUUUCUCCAGCUUCAGACACCUCUUUUUUGGAAGACAUAUAUCUCUCCUCAAUCUCAGUCCUCUCCAAUUCCACCUUUUCUUAACAUUGUGGAGAAUCCGGUCGUCCUGAAUCCUCCUUCGCUCUCCUCCAACAAAGCAAGCAGACCGUCAAGCUCUCCGUCCCCCAGAAAUAAACACAGAACGACUGCCACUUUUGCAAGAUUGCAACCGAAAAUGCCGUCAUUGCAGAUCUACGAACACGCAUCUUUCCCCGAAGCACGAGGCCUCAUCUACGACGAAUCCGAAAUGGCGCUCUUCCGCGCAAAGCUCUCCUACCAAGCAACCAUUGACGCCCGCAUGGCAUCGAAAGACUCCAACCUGGUAGCAAUUGCGGAAAACCAGGCCCGUAUCCUCAAGCGAUGGGAAAUGCUGAAACACCUGGACAAGGAGGCGAAGGACAACGGGACUCUAGAUCCGACAAUAAAGACGCAGAUGAAACAAAUCGCAUGGAGGUAUCAUCAUCUGGAGGAGUUAGCGACGAAGACCGGGGCUUGAAGACGGAGACAUGUAUACUAGGAGUUGGAUCGUUCUUUUUUCUCAUCAUUUCCGGCAUUCGAAGAUUCAGGAACCUGCGAAGCAUACCAUCAUGACACACGGAGUUUAGACAUAAUAAUACCAACUGCUUUCUUUCACUUGCCUUUCUCUCCGUAUUCUUCUCCGUAUUCCAUCUCCUUAUUCUGUACGAAAGGACCCCUGCAUCAUCACAGGCCACAACAGAACACAGGAAUCGACUCCCGAAUCCCCCUUGGUAGAACGUCACACAUGUCAACGAGUGCUGUAACAGUAACACGUGCGACACGUACACCAUGUGUACCAUCCAACCGUCACAUAAUAACAGAGAAUCUCCCAAUGCCCCAAAUCGGCACCGGGGAGGCUCUGUGGCACUCUGCAUGACAUGAAACGACCAGCGCCAGC
Aspergillus glaucus CBS 516.65 is the source of this 1190-nucleotide messenger RNA. RefSeq lists its product as uncharacterized. Lineage: Eukaryota; Fungi; Ascomycota; Eurotiomycetes; Eurotiales; Aspergillaceae. Bases 450 to 770 code for a protein of 106 amino acids. The record is from RefSeq and is a predicted model, not a curated record. The transcript has a single exon.